Patiria miniata (bat star) is the source of this 18558-nucleotide messenger RNA. RefSeq lists its product as uncharacterized. Gene Ontology annotation, biological process: G protein-coupled receptor signaling pathway; cell surface receptor signaling pathway. The record is from RefSeq and is a predicted model, not a curated record. Gene Ontology annotation, molecular function: G protein-coupled receptor activity; protein binding. Gene Ontology annotation, cellular component: membrane. The transcript has 72 exons. NCBI's taxonomy places the organism in Eukaryota, Metazoa, Echinodermata, Asteroidea, Valvatida, Asterinidae. The coding region runs from base 1 to 18339 and encodes 6112 amino acids.
AUGAACACCGAAGAUCCAGAAGUCAGUUGCCCAAAUCGUGUUCCGUCUCAGGACACAGACCUCGGAAUGUCGUCUGCUGUGGUUACAUGGACACCAAUGCCAUCAGCUACUGAUAAUGUGGACAACUUCACUAUAAACAACAUCACAUGUCAAGAUGAAUCGGGCAAUGUCGUGGAGUCUGAUGGUACUUAUUCAUUGGGUACAACGACAGUGACCUGCCUUGUAUUUGACAGCGCUGGCAACAAUGGAUCAUGCCAAUUUGUCAUCAACGUUGUAGACACCGAAGAUCCAGAAGUUAGUUGCCCAAAUAGUGUUCCGUCUCAGGACACAGACCUCGGAAUGUCGUCUGCUGUGGUUACAUGGACACCAAUGCCAUCAGCUACUGAUAAUGUGGACAACUUCACUAUAAACAACAUCAUCUGUCAAGAUGAAGCGGGCAAUGUCGUGGAGUCUGAUGGUACUUAUUCAUUGGGUACAACGACAGUGACCUGCCUUGUAUUUGACAGCGCUGGCAACAAUGGAUCAUGCCAAUUUGUCAUCAACGUUGUAGACACCGAAGAUCCAGAAGUUAGUUGCCCAAAUAGUGUUCCGUCUCAGUACACAGACCUCGGAAUGUCGUCUGCUGUGGUUACAUGGACACCAAUGCCAUCAGCUACUGAUAAUGUGGACAACUUCACUAUGAACAACAUCACAUGUCAAGAUGAAGCGGGCAAUGUCGUGGAGUCUGAUGGUACUUAUUCAUUGGGUACAACGACAGUGACCUGCCUUGUAUUUGACAGCGCUGGCAACAAUGGAUCAUGCCAAUUUGUCAUCAACGUUGUAGACACCGAAGAUCCAGAAGUUAGUUGCCCAAAUAGUGUUCCGUCUCAGUACACAGACCUCGGAAUGUCGUCUGCUGUGGUUACAUGGACACCAAUGCCAUCAGCUACUGAUAAUGUGGACAACUUCACUAUGAACAACAUCACAUGUCAAGAUGAAGCGGGCAAUGUCGUGGAGUCUGAUGGUACUUAUUCAUUGGGUACAACGACAGUGACCUGCCUUGUAUUUGACAGCACUGACACCGAAGAUCCAGAAGUUAGUUGCCCAAAUCGUGUUCCGUCUCAGGACACAGACCUCGGAAUGUCGUCUGCUGUGGUUACAUGGACACCAAUGCCAUCAGCUACUGAUAAUGUGGACAACUUCACUAUAAACAACAUCACAUGUCAAGAUGAAGCGGGCAAUGUCGUGGAGUCUGAUGGUACUUAUUCAUUGGGUACAACGACAGUGACCUGCCUUGUAUAUGACAGCGCUGGCAACAAUGGAUCAUGCCAAUUUGUCAUCAACGUUGUAGACACCGAAGAUCCAGAAGUCAGUUGCCCAAAUCGUGUUCCGUCUCAGGACACAGACCUCGGCAUGUCGUCUGCUGUGGUUACAUGGACACCAAUGCCAUCAGCUACUGAUAAUGUGGACAACUUCACUAUAAACAACAUCACAUGUCAAGAUGAAGCGGGCAAUGUCGUGGAGUCUGAUGGUACUUAUUCAUUGGGUACAACGACAGUGACCUGCCUUGUAUUUGACAGCGCUCGCAACAAUGGAUCAUGCCAAUUUGUCAUCAACGUUGUAGACACCGAAGAUCCAGAAGUUAGUUGCCCAAAUAGUGUUCCGUCUCAGUACACAGACCUCGGAAUGUCGUCUGCUGUGGUUACAUGGACACCAAUGCCAUCAGCUACUGAUAAUGUGGACAACUUCACUAUGAACAACAUCACAUGUCAAGAUGAAGCGGGCAAUGUCGUGGAGUCUGAUGACACUGAAGAUCCAGAAGUUAGUUGCCCAAAUAGUGUUCCGUCUCAGGACACAGACCUCGGAAUGUCGUCUGCUGUGGUUACAUGGACACCAAUGCCAUCAGCUACUGAUAAUGUGGACAACUACACUAUAAACAACAUCACAUGUCAAGAUGAAACGGGCAAUGUCGUGGAGUCUGAUGGUACUUAUCCAUUGGGUACAACGACAGUGACCUGCCUAGUAUUUGACAGCGCUGGCAACAAUGGAUCAUGCCAAUUUGUCAUGAACGUUGUAGACACCGAAGAUCCAGAAGUUAGUUGCCCAAAUCGUGUUCCGUCUCAGGACACAGACCUCGGAAUGUCGUCUGCUGUGGUUACAUGGACACCAAUGCCAUCAGCUACUGAUAAUGUGGACAACUUCACUAUAAACAACAUCACAUGUCAAGAUGAAUCGGGCAAUGUCGUGGAGUCUGAUGGUACUUAUUCAUUGGGUACAACGACAGUGACCUGCCUUGUAUUUGACAGCGCUGGCAACAAUGGAUCAUGCCAAUUUGUCAUCAACGUUGUAGACACCGAAGAUCCAGAAGUUAGUUGCCCAAAUCGUGUUCCGUCUCAGGACACAGACCUCGGAAUGUCGUCUGCUGUGGUUACAUGGACACCAAUGCCAUCAGCUACUGAUAAUGUGGACAACUUCACUAUAAACAACAUCACCUGUCAAGAUGAAGCGGGCAAUGUCGUGGAGUCUGAUGGUACUUAUUCAUUGGGUACAACGACAGUGACCUGCCUUGUAUUUGACAGCGCUGGCAACAAUGGAUCAUGCCAAUUUGUCAUCAACGUUGUAGACACCGAAGAUCCAGAAGUUAGUUGCCCAAAUAGUGUUCCGUCUCAGUACACAGACCUCGGAAUGUCGUCUGCUGUGGUUACAUGGACACCAAUGCCAUCAGCUACUGAUAAUGUGGACAACUUCACUAUGAACAACAUCACAUGUCAAGAUGAAGCGGGCAAUGUCGUGGAGUCUGAUGGUACUUAUUCAUUGGGUACAACGACAGUGACCUGCCUUGUAUUUGACAGCGCUCGCAACAAUGGAUCAUGCCAAUUUGUCAUCAACGUUGUAGACACUGAAGAUCCAGAAGUUAGUUGCCCAAAUAGUGUUCCGUCUCAGGACACAGACCUCGGAAUGUCGUCUGCUGUGGUUACAUGGACACCAAUGCCAUCAGCUACUGAUAAUGUGGACAACUACACUAUAAACAACAUCACAUGUCAAGAUGAAACGGGCAAUGUCGUGGAGUCUGAUGGUACUUAUCCAUUGGGUACAACGACAGUGACCUGCCUAGUAUUUGACAGCGCUGGCAACAAUGGAUCAUGCCAAUUUGUCAUGAACGUUGUAGACACCGAAGAUCCAGAAGUUAGUUGCCCAAAUCGUGUUCCGUCUCAGGACACAGACCUCGGAAUGUCGUCUGCUGUGGUUACAUGGACACCAAUGCCAUCAGCUACUGAUAAUGUGGACAACUUCACUAUAAACAACAUCACAUGUCAAGAUGAAUCGGGCAAUGUCGUGGAGUCUGAUGGUACUUAUUCAUUGGGUACAACGACAGUGACCUGCCUUGUAUUUGACAGCGCUGGCAACAAUGGAUCAUGCCAAUUUGUCAUCAAUGUUGUAGACACCGAAGAUCCAGAAGUUAGUUGCCCAAAUCGUGUUCCGUCUCAGGACACAGACCUCGGAAUGUCGUCUGCUGUGGUUACAUGGACACCAAUGCCAUCAGCUACUGAUAAUGUGGACAACUUCACUAUAAACAACAUCACCUGUCAAGAUGAAGCGGGCAAUGUCGUGGAGUCUGAUGGUACUUAUUCAUUGGGUACAACGACAGUGACCUGCCUUGUAUUUGACAGCGCUGGCAACAAUGGAUCAUGCCAAUUUGUCAUCAACGUUGUAGACACCGAAGAUCCAGAAGUUAGUUGCCCAAAUAGUGUUCCGUCUCAGUACACAGACCUCGGAAUGUCGUCUGCUGUGGUUACAUGGACACCAAUGCCAUCAGCUACUGAUAAUGUGGACAACUUCACUAUGAACAACAUCACAUGUCAAGAUGAAGCGGGCAAUGUCGUGGAGUCUGAUGGUACUUAUUCAUUGGGUACAACGACAGUGACCUGCCUUGUAUUUGACAGCGCUGGCAACAAUGGAUCGUGCCAAUUUGUCAUCAACGUUGUAGACACUGAAGAUCCAGAAGUUAGUUGCCCAAAUAGUGUUCCGUCUCAGGACACAGACCUCGGAAUGUCGUCUGCUGUGGUUACAUGGACACCAAUGCCAUCAGCCACUGAUAAUGUGGACAACUACACUAUAAACAACAUUACAUGUCAAGAUGAAACGGGCAAUGUCGUGGAGUCUGAUGGUACUUAUCCAUUGGGUACAACGACAGUGACCUGCCUAGUAUUUGACAGCGCUGGCAACAAUGGAUCAUGCCAAUUUGUCAUCAACGUUGUAGACACCGAAGAUCCAGAAGUUAGUUGCCCAAAUCGUGUUCCGUCUCAGGACACAGACCUCGGAAUGUCGUCUGCUGUGAUUACAUGGACACCAAUGCCAUCAGCUACUGAUAAUGUGGACAACUUCACUAUAAACAACAUCACAUGUCAAGAUGAAGCGGGCAAUGUCGUGGAGUCUGAUGGUACUUAUUCAUUGGGUACAACGACAGUGACCUGCCUUGUAUUUGACAGCGCUGGCAACAAUGGAUCAUGCCAAUUUGUCAUCAACGUUGUAGACACCGAAGAUCCAGAAGUUAGUUGCCCCAAUAGUGUUCCGUCUCAGAACACAGACCUCGGAAUGUCGUCUGCUGUGGUUACAUGGACACCAAUGCCAUCAGCUACUGAUAAUGUGGACAACUUCACUAUAAACAACAUCACAUGUCAAGAUGAAGCGGGCAAUGUCGUGGAGUCUGAUGGUACUUAUUCAUUGGGUACAACGACAGUGACCUGCCUUGUAUUUGACAGCGCUCGCAACAAUGGAUCAUGCCAAUUUGUCAUCAACGUUGUAGACACCGAAGAUCCAGAAGUUAGUUGCCCAAAUAGUGUUCCGUCUCAGUACACAGACCUCGGAAUGUCGUCUGCUGUGGUUACAUGGACACCAAUGCCAUCAGCUACUGAUAAUGUGGACAACUUCACUAUGAACAACAUCACAUGUCAAGAUGAAGCGGGCAAUGUCGUGGAGUCUGAUGGUACUUAUUCAUUGGGUACAACGACAGUGACCUGCCUUGUAUUUGACAGCGCUGGCAACAAUGGAUCGUGCCAAUUUGUCAUCAACGUUGUAGACACUGAAGAUCCAGAAGUUAGUUGCCCAAAUAGUGUUCCGUCUCAGGACACAGACCUCGGAAUGUCGUCUGCUGUGGUUACAUGGACACCAAUGCCAUCAGCCACUGAUAAUGUGGACAACUACACUAUAAACAACAUCACAUGUCAAGAUGAAACGGGCAAUGUCGUGGAGUCUGAUGGUACUUAUCCAUUGGGUACAACGACAGUGACCUGCCUAGUAUUUGACAGCGCUGGCAACAAUGGAUCAUGCCAAUUUGUCAUCAACGUUGUAGACACCGAAGAUCCAGAAGUUAGUUGCCCAAAUCGUGUUCCGUCUCAGGACACAGACCUCGGAAUGUCGUCUGCUGUGAUUACAUGGACACCAAUGCCAUCAGCUACUGAUAAUGUGGACAACUUCACUAUAAACAACAUCACAUGUCAAGAUGAAGCGGGCAAUGUCGUGGAGUCUGAUGGUACUUAUUCAUUGGGUACAACGACAGUGACCUGCCUUGUAUUUGACAGCGCUGGCAACAAUGGAUCAUGCCAAUUUGUCAUCAACGUUGUAGACACCGAAGAUCCAGAAGUUAGUUGCCCAAAUAGUGUUCCGUCUCAGAACACAGACCUCGGAAUGUCGUCUGCUGUGGUUACAUGGACACCAAUGCCAUCAGCUACUGAUAAUGUGGACAACUUCACUAUAAACAACAUCACAUGUCAAGAUGAAGCGGGCAAUGUCGUGGAGUCUGAUGGUACUUAUUCAUUGGGUACAACGACAGUGACCUGCCUUGUAUUUGACAGCGCUCGCAACAAUGGAUCAUGCCAAUUUGUCAUCAACGUUGUAGACACCGAAGAUCCAGAAGUUAGUUGCCCAAAUCGUGUUCCGUCUCAGGACACAGACCUCGGCAUGUCGUCUGCUGUGGUUACAUGGACACCAAUGCCAUCAGCUACUGAUAAUGUGGACAACUUCACUAUAAACAACAUCACAUGUCAAGAUGAAGCGGGCAAUGUCGUGGAGUCUGAUGGUACUUAUUCAUUGGGUACAACGACAGUGACCUGCCUUGUAUUUGACAGCGCUGGCAACAAUGGAUCAUGCCAAUUGGUCAUCAACGUUGUAGACACCGAAGAUCCAGAAGUUAGUUGCCCAAAUCGUGUUCCGUCUCAGGACACAGACCUCGGAAUGUCGUCUGCUGUGGUUACAUGGACACCAAUGCCAUCAGCUACUGAUAAUGUGGACAACUUCACUAUAAACAACAUCACAUGUCAAGAUGAAGCGGGCAAUGUCGUGGAGUCUGAUGGUACUUAUUCAUUGGGUACAACGACAGUGACCUGCCUUGUAUUUGACAGCGCUGGCAACAAUGGAUCAUGCCAAUUUGUCAUCAACGUUGUAGACACCGAAGAUCCAGAACUCAGUUGCCCAAAUAGUGUUCCGUCUCAGGACACAGACCUCGGAAUGUCGUCUGCUGUGGUUACAUGGACACCAAUGCCAUCAGCUACUGAUAAUGUGGACAACUUCACUAUAAACAACAUCACAUGUCAAGAUGAAGCGGGCAAUGUCGUGGAGUCUGAUGAUACUUAUUCAUUGGGUACAACGACAGUGACCUGCCUUGUAUUUGACAGCGCUGGCAACAAUGGAUCAUGCCAAUUUGUCAUCUACGUUGUAGACACCGAAGAUCCAGAAGUUAGUUGCCCAAAUCGUGUUCCGUCUCAGGACACGGACCUCGGAAUGUCGUCUGCUGUGGUUACAUGGACACCAAUGCCAUCAGCUACUGAUAAUGUGGACAACUUCACUAUAAACAACAUCACCUGUCAAGAUGAAGCGGGCAAUGUCGUGGAGUCUGAUGGUACUUAUUCAUUGGGUACAACGACAGUGACCUGCCUUGUAUUUGACAGCGCUGGCAACAAUGGAUCAUGCCAAUUUGUCAUCAACGUUGUAGACACCGAAGAUCCAGAAGUUAGUUGCCCAAAUCGUGUUCCGUCUCAGGACACGGACCUCGGCAUGUCGUCUGCUGUGGUUACAUGGACACCAAUGCCAUCAGCUACUGAUAAUGUGGACAACUUCACUAUAAACAGCAUCACAUGUCAAGAUGAAGCGGGCAAUGUCGUGGAGUCUGAUGAUACUUAUUCAUUGGGUACAACGACAGUGACCUGCCUUGUUUUUGACAGCGCUGGCAACAAUGGAUCAUGCCAAUUUGUCAUCAACGUUGUAGACACCGAAGAUCCAGAAGUUAGUUGCCCAAAUAGUGUUCCGUCUCAGGACACAGACCUCGGAAUGUCGUCUGCUGUGGUUACAUGGACACCAAUGCCAUCAGCUACUGAUAAUGUGGACAACUUCACUAUAAACAACAUCACAUGUCAAGAUGAAGCGGGCAAUGUCGUGGAGUCUGAUGGUACUUAUUCAUUGGGUACAACGACAGUGACCUGCCUUGUAUUUGACAGCGCUGGCAACAAUGGAUCAUGCCAAUUUGUCAUCAACGUUGUAGACACCGAAGAUCCAGAAGUUAGUUGCCCAAAUCGUGUUCCGUCUCAGGACACAGACCUCGGAAUGUCGUCUGCUGUGGUUACAUGGACACCAAUGCCAUCAGCUACUGAUAAUGUGGACAACUUCACUAUAAACAACAUCACAUGUCAAGAUGAAGCGGGCAAUGUCGUGGAGUCUGAUGGUACUUAUUCAUUGGGUACAACGACAGUGACCUGCCUUGUAUUGGACAGCGCUGGCAACAAUGGAUCAUGCCAAUUUGUCAUCAACGUUGUAGAUACCGAAGAUCCAGAAGUCAGUUGCCCAACUAGUGUUCCGUCUCAGGACACAGACCUCGGAAUGUCGUCUGCUGUGGUUACAUGGACACCAAUGCCAUCAGCUAAUGAUAAUGUGGACAACUUCACUAUAAACAACAUCACAUGUCAAGAUGAAGCGGGCAAUGUCGUGGAGUCUGAUGAUACUUAUUCAUUGGGUACAACGACAGUGACCUGCCUUGUAUUUGACAGCGCUGGCAACAAUGGAUCAUGCCAAUUUGUCAUCUACGUUGUAGACACCGAAGAUCCAGAAGUUAGUUGCCCAAAUCGUGUUCCGUCUCAGGACACGGACCUCGGAAUGUCGUCUGCUGUGGUUACAUGGACACCAAUGCCAUCAGCUACUGAUAAUGUGGACAACUUCACUAUAAACAACAUCACAUGUCAAGAUGAAGCGGGCAAUGUCGUGGAGUCUGAUGAUACUUAUUCAUUGGGUACAACGACAGUGACCUGCCUUGUAUUUGACAGCGCUGGCAACAAUGGAUCAUGCCAAUUUGUCAUCAACGUUGUAGACACCGAAGAUCCAGAAGUUAGUUGCCCAAAUCGUGUUCCGUCUCAGGACACAGACCUCGGCAUGUCGUCUGCUGUGGUUACAUGGACACCAAUGCCAUCAGCUACUGAUAAUGUGGACAACUUCACUAUAAACAACAUCACAUGUCAAGAUGAAGCGGGCAAUGUCGUGGAGUCUGAUGGUACUUAUUCAUUGGGUACAACGACAGUGACCUGCCUUGUUUUUGACAGCGCUCGCAACAAUGGAUCAUGCCAAUUUGUCAUCAACGUUGUAGACACCGAAGAUCCAGAAGUUAGUUGCCCAAAUAGUGUUCCGUCUCAGGACACAGACCUCGGAAUGUCGUCUGCUGUGGUUACAUGGACACCAAUGCCAUCAGCUACUGAUAAUGUGGACAACUUCACUAUAAACAACAUCACAUGUCAAGAUGAAGCGGGCAAUGUCGUAGAGUCUGAUGGUACUUAUUCAUUGGGUACAACGACAGUGACCUGCCUUGUUUUUGACAGCGCUCGCAACAAUGGAUCAUGCCAAUUUGUCAUCAACGUUGUAGACACCGAAGAUCCAGAAGUUAGUUGCCCAAAUAGUGUUCCGUCUCAGGACACAGACCUCGGAAUGUCGUCUGCUGUGGUUACAUGGACACCAAUGCCAUCAGCUACUGAUAAUGUGGACAACUUCACUAUAAACAACAUCACAUGUCAAGAUGAAGCGGGCAAUGUCGUGGAGUCUGAUGGUACUUAUUCAUUGGGUACAACGACAGUGACCUGCCUUGUUUUUGACAGCGCUCGCAACAAUGGAUCAUGCCAAUUUGUCAUCAACGUUGUAGACACCGAAGAUCCAGAAGUUAGUUGCCCAAAUAGUGUCCUGUCUCAGGACACAGACCUCCGAAUGUCGUCUGCUGUGGUUACAUGGACACCAAUGCCAUCAGCUACUGAUAAUGUGGACAACUUCACUAUAAACAACAUCACAUGUCAAGAUGAAGCGGGCAAUGUCGUGGAGUCUGAUGGUACUUAUACAUUGGGUACAACGACAGUGACCUGCCUUGUAUUUGACAGCGCUGGCAACAAUGGAUCAUGCCAAUUUGUCAUCAACGUUGUAGACACCGAAGAUCCAGAAGUUAGUUGCCCAAAUAGUGUUUCGUCUCAGAACACAGACCUCGGAAUGUCGUCUGCUGUGGUUACAUGGACACCAAUGCCAUCAGCUACUGAUAAUGUGGACAACUUCACUAUAAACAACAUCACCUGUCAAGAUGAAGCGGGCAAUGUCGUGGAGUCUGAUGGUACUUAUUCAUUGGGUACAACGACAGUGACCUGCCUUGUUUUUGACAGCGCUCGCAACAAUGGAUCAUGCCAAUUUGUCAUCAACGUUGUAGACACCGAAGAUCCAGAAGUUAGUUGCCCAAAUAGUGUUCCGUCUCAGGACACAGACCUCGGAAUGUCGUCUGCUGUGGUUACAUGGACACCAAUGCCAUCAGCUACUGAUAAUGUGGACAACUUCACUAUAAACAACAUCACAUGUCAAGAUGAAGCGGGCAAUGUCGUGGAGUCUGAUGGUACUUAUUCAUUGGGUACAACGACAGUGACCUGCCUUGUUUUUGACAGCGCUCGCAACAAUGGAUCAUGCCAAUUUGUCAUCAACGUUGUAGACAACGAAGAUCCAGAAGUUAGUUGCCCAAAUAGUGUUCCGUCUCAGGACACAGACCUCGGAAUGUCGUCUGCUGUGGUUACAUGGACACCAAUGCCAUCAGCUACUGAUAAUGUGGACAACUUCACUAUAAACAACAUCACAUGUCAAGAUGAAGCGGGCAAUGUCGUAGAGUCUGAUGGUACUUAUUCAUUGGGUACAACGACAGUGACCUGCCUUGUUUUUGACAGCGCUCGCAACAAUGGAUCAUGCCAAUUUGUCAUCAACGUUGUAGACACCGAAGAUCCAGAAGUUAGUUGCCCAAAUAGUGUUCUGUCUCAGGACACAGACCUCCGAAUGUCGUCUGCUGUGGUUACAUGGACACCAAUGCCAUCAGCUACUGAUAAUGUGGACAACUUCACUAUAAACAACAUCACAUGUCAAGAUGAAGCGGGCAAUGUCGUGGAGUCUGAUGGUACUUAUACAUUGGGUACAACGACAGUGACCUGCCUUGUAUUUGACAGCGCUGGCAACAAUGGAUCAUGCCAAUUUGUCAUCAACGUUGUAGACACCGAAGAUCCAGAAGUUAGUUGCCCAAAUAGUGUUUCGUCUCAGAACACAGACCUCGGAAUGUCGUCUGCUGUGGUUACAUGGACACCAAUGCCAUCAGCUACUGAUAAUGUGGACAACUUCACUAUAAACAACAUCACCUGUCAAGAUGAAGCGGGCAAUGUCGUGGAGUCUGAUGGUACUUAUUCAUUGGGUACAACGACAGUGACCUGCCUUGUUUUUGACAGCGCUCGCAACAAUGGAUCAUGCCAAUUUGUCAUCAACGUUGUAGACACCGAAGAUCCAGAAGUUAGUUGCCCAAAUAGUGUUCCGUCUCAGGACACAGACCUCGGAAUGUCGUCUGCUGUGGUUACAUGGACACCAAUGCCAUCAGCUACUGAUAAUGUGGACAACUUCACUAUAAACAACAUCACAUGUCAAGAUGAAGCGGGCAAUGUCGUGGAGUCUGAUGGUACUUAUACAUUGGGUACAACGACAGUGACCUGCCUUGUAUUUGACAGCGCUGGCAACAAUGGAUCAUGCCAAUUUGUCAUCAACGUUGUAGACACCGAAGAUCCAGAAGUUAGUUGCCCAAAUAGUGUUCCGUCUCAGAACACAGACCUCGGAAUGUCGUCUGCUGUGGUUACAUGGACACCAAUGCCAUCAGCUACUGAUAAUGUGGACAACUUCACUAUAAACAACAUCACCUGUCAAGAUGAAGCGGGCAAUGUCGUGGAGUCUGAUGGUACUUAUUCAUUGGGUACAACGACAGUGACCUGCCUUGUUUUUGACAGCGCUCGCAACAAUGGAUCAUGCCAAUUUGUCAUCAACGUUGUAGACACCGAAGAUCCAGAAGUUAGUUGCCCAAAUAGUGUUCCGUCUCAGGACACAGACCUCGGAAUGUCGUCUGCUGUGGUUACAUGGACACCAAUGCCAUCAGCUACUGAUAAUGUGGACAACUUCACUAUAAACAACAUCACAUGUCAAGAUGAAGCGGGCAAUGUCGUGGAGUCUGAUGGUACUUAUACAUUGGGUACAACGACAGUGACCUGCCUUGUAUUUGACAGCGCUGGCAACAAUGGAUCAUGCCAAUUUGUCAUCAACGUUGUAGACACCGAAGAUCCAGAAGUUAGUUGCCCAAAUAGUGUUUCGUCUCAGAACACAGACCUCGGAAUGUCGUCUGCUGUGGUUACAUGGACACCAAUGCCAUCAGCUACUGAUAAUGUGGACAACUUCACUAUAAACAACAUCACCUGUCAAGAUGAAGCGGGCAAUGUCGUGGAGUCUGAUGGUACUUAUUCAUUGGGUACAACGACAGUGACCUGCCUUGUUUUUGACAGCGCUCGCAACAAUGGAUCAUGCCAAUUUGUCAUCAACGUUGUAGACACCGACGAUCCAGAAGUUAGUUGCCCAAAUAGUGUUCCGUCUCAGGACACAGACCUCGGAAUGUCGUCUGCUGUGGUUACAUGGACACCAAUGCCAUCAGCUACUGAUAAUGUGGACAACUUCACUAUAAACAACAUCACAUGUCAAGAUGAAGCGGGCAAUGUCGUGGAGUCUGAUGGUACUUAUACAUUGGGUACAACGACAGUGACCUGCCUUGUAUUUGACAGCGCUCGCAACAAUGGAUCAUGCCAAUUUGUCAUCAACGUUGUAGACACCGAAGAUCCAGAAGUUAGUUGCCCAAAUAGUGUUUCGUCUCAGAACACAGACCUCGGAAUGUCGUCUGCUGUGGUUACAUGGACACCAAUGCCAUCAGCUACUGAUAAUGUGGACAACUUCACUAUAAACAACAUCACCUGUCAAGAUGAAGCGGGCAAUGUCGUGGAGUCUGAUGGUACUUAUUCAUUGGGUACAACGACAGUGACCUGCCUUGUUUUUGACAGCGCUCGCAACAAUGGAUCAUGCCAAUUUGUCAUCAACGUUGUAGACACCGAAGAUCCAGAAGUUAGUUGCCCAAAUAGUGUUCCGUCUCAGGACACAGACCUCGGAAUGUCGUCUGCUGUGGUUACAUGGACACCAAUGCCAUCAGCUACUGAUAAUGUGGACAACUUCACUAUAAACAACAUCACAUGUCAAGAUGAAGCGGGCAAUGUCGUGGAGUCUGAUGGUACUUAUACAUUGGGUACAACGACAGUGACCUGCCUUGUAUUUGACAGCGCUGGCAACAAUGGAUCAUGCCAAUUUGUCAUCAACGUUGUAGACACCGAAGAUCCAGAAGUUAGUUGCCCAAAUAGUGUUUCGUCUCAGAACACAGACCUCGGAAUGUCGUCUGCUGUGGUUACAUGGACACAAAUGCCAUCAGCUACUGAUAAUGUGGACAACUUCACUAUAAACAACAUCACAUGUCAAGAUGAAGCGGGCAAUGUCGUAGAGUCUGAUGGUACUUAUUCAUUGGGUACAACGACAGUGACCUGCCUUGUUUUUGACAGCGCUCGCAACAAUGGAUCAUGCCAAUUUGUCAUCAACGUUGUAGACACCGAAGAUCCAGACGUUAGUUGCCCAAAUAGUGUUCCGUCUCAGAACACAGACCUCGGAAUGUCGUCUGCUGUGGUUACAUGGACACCAAUGCAAUCAGCUACUGAUAAUGUGGACAACUUCAUUAUAAACAACAUCACCUGUCAAGAUGAAGCGGGCAAUGUCGUGGAGUCUGAUGGUACUUAUUCAUUGGGUACAACGACAGUGACCUGCCUUGUUUUUGACAGCGCUCGCAACAAUGGAUCAUGCCAAUUUGUCAUCAACGUUGUAGACACCGAAGAUCCAGAAGUUAGUUGCCCAAAUAGUGUUCCGUCUCAGAACACAGACCUCGGAAUGUCGUCUGCUGUGGUUACAUGGACACCAAUGCCAUCAGCUACUGAUAAUGUGGACAACUUCACUAUAAACAACAUCACAUGUCAAGAUGAAGCGGGCAAUGUCGUAGAGUCUGAUGGUACUUAUUCAUUGGGUACAACGACAGUGACCUGCCUUGUUUUUGACAGCGCUCGCAACAAUGGAUCAUGCCAAUUUGUCAUCAACGUUGUAGACACCGAAGAUCCAGAAGUUAGUUGCCCAAAUAGUGUUCCGUCUCAGAACACAGACCUCGGAAUGUCGUCUACUGUGGUUACAUGGACACCAAUGCCAUCAGCUACUGAUAAUGUGGACAACUUCACUAUAAACAACAUCACAUGUCAAGAUGAAGCGGGCAAUGUCGUGGAGUCUGAUGGUACUUAUUCAUUGGGUACAACGACAGUGACCUGCCUUGUAUUUGACAGCGCUGGCAACAAUGGAUCAUGCCAAUUUGUCAUCAACGUUGUAGACACCGAAGAUCCAGAAGUUAGUUGCCCAAAUAGUGUUCCGUCUCAGGACACAGACCUCGGAAUGUCGUCUGCUGUGGUUACAUGGAUACCAAUGCCAUCAGCUACUGAUAAUGUGGACAACUUAACUGUAAACAACAUCACAUGUAACGAUGAAGCUGGAAAUAUCGUGGUGUCUAAUGAUUGCCAAGUUGACCAGCACAAAUGCUCGAACGGUGUGUGCAUUCCUCGUUCUCAAGUCUGUGACAACUUUAACGAUUGUGGUGACCACGAUAACUCAGACGAGAAUUCAACUAUGUGCUCCUCCGAUUCCUACACUUUCUGCCAGGCUUACAGUAAUGUAAGAGAAUUAUGCAUUGAUCAGAGUGGACUCCUGUCAAUUAAGCAAUCUUUCUUAGAGGGCAAUACGGCGGUGUACACGUUCACUGCGCCGAGAUUGUUUUCCAAGUCAACCUACCUUAGCAAGGUCAAUGACGACCAUGCCGUCGUUGCAAAGGAACUACGGGUUCCUCUCCCUGUUGAUCCCGGACAAAACAUCAGUGUUACCAUUGAGUACAUCACGGAUACCCAGAGCAGUUCUACAACACCUGUCAACGUUACCUGUCUUGACUGCAUCACCCUGUAUUACAGAACAUACCUUAGUGGUUGCGAGUGCCUUACGGAAUACACUGCGUGGAGAAGGGGCAUUCUGUCCGUUAAGCACAUUUACAACACCACUUGUGGCGUACCUGAAACCAAUGAAAUGUUCUUUUCUAUGUACGACAAGUGCCUGGAACAACCGUCAUUUACUUAUAUCAGCCCUGAUGUGACGUCAUUCCAAGAUGACGAGGUCACCUUGUCAUGUCUGGGAACUGGUGACAUUCCACCGCUAGUAGAAUGGAUAGAUGGGAAGGGGACCACACUACAGUCCAGCUUGAAUUCAGUCUAUUUGAAAGUUGCUGUUGCUGACUCUCCUAAAAGAUUUAGAUGUUUGAUAGACAACUUUAAACCCAGUAGAGAAGUUACAGUGGCCAAAUGGGGGUGUGGUUGUGAGGACGUCUACUUUGCUAAGAAACUAAAAGUGUAUCGUUCUGCGCCUCGGUGUUAUUCUCCUCAUCUUCUCAGUUCGAGCUCUUUAGAUUAUAACUACAAUUUCAAUAUGGCCCAUCCCGCGAUCGCUCACAAAUUUAGCAUAAAAGUCAACUCAACCAUAUUUUUGAAAAUUAUCCCACUGCUUACGUACGAUGUAAGGAUUACAUCGCCUGGAAAAGAGUACCUUCUGUACUAUUACAAUCAAGAGUAUCGCGACGGUUACGGCACAAUGCUGAGUUUGAACGACACUGCAAUGAAAUUGGACCUGCAACUUGUUCCACCUGUUGCUCUGGAAAUCGGGGUCUUUAAUGUGAUCCUGUCAGUCAUGUCCAGUCAAGGUGUGGAGGACUUGCUGCAAGGUGUACUGAUGACAGCACAACUCUCAGUGAUACAGUGCGAGCAAGGAGACGACUGUGAAGCAUUCUUCAAAGAGUGGACUGGACUUGAGACUGAGUUCAAGGAAUUGAAAUGCGGUAAUGGACUGCAGCAGGAGUAUAUGUCAUAUCAGCAAUGUCGGGAAUCGUCAGCACCCGGACCAGCUCCGGUCGUUUCACCUUCUGCCCGCUAUUUGAUUGAGGUUCCUAGUGACUUGCCGAGUAAUCAGCCUUUCCCAGUUGAGUGCCCAAUUGAGAAUGCAGCUAGCUACGAAUGGUACCGAAUCAACAGUGACGGCCAGCGUGACUUUGUUACCAAUGGCUACGCUCUCAUCUUUCCUUCUUUUGAGGAACUCCGGAACCAAGGAGCUUACGUGUGUGUUGGAAGAGGCCGAGGGCCGCUCAUCAAUGUUACCGCGGAGUACCAAGCCAUCAUUAUGAAAUCAGGCAUCACCACAUUGAUGGCAAACAUGACGCUUGUGAAUGGAACAUUUACCGACGAACUACGCAAUGCAUCCAGUGCUGCGUUCAAGAACCUCACGGAUGAAUUACGCAGCAAGAUGCCGUUGGAUAUGAUAUACCAGCCUGUGGUUAGCUACGAGGUUCUGCGCUUCUAUCCAGGCAGUGUUAUCGUUGUUUUCAAAGUUAUCGUUGAUUCUCCUAGCAACGUAUCUGAUGCACAUACGGUAUUGUCUUUACAAACAGCCAUGUCUGCGCAUGCCUCCACUAACCCAGGACUGGGUCUCGAUCCCAACAGCGUUACAGUGGUGUCACUCUCUUCCUGUCCACGUGAAGUUCUUGAAUUAGAAGGCAAGAAUGUGAUCUUCCCGCAAACUAGAGUUGGACUUUGGAUUGAAUUAUUGGGAGAAUGCGUCGCUGGCGAAAAGCACGGUCGCGUUCUCAUCACUCGAGAUUGUUCGGGGGAUUUCACCAUGGGUGCUCAGUGGCUUCAACCCGUUUUGGGAAAUUGCAGCGUUGAUGUCAAUGGUCAGCUGGAUAUAUUGAAAAAGAUAACGGUAACGAGUGAGAACGUGGUGGAGGUGUCGGAGUCUCUGGAAUCCCUGACCAAUGAUGCCUCAUCAAUCAACGGUGAAGCUGUGGCAUUGGUGGCUGACGUCCUGGAUAAUAUUCUGACAAUCCGGGAUCCUUCCCCAGAGAUAACAUCAAGUGUUGUGAGUGUGGUCAACAACCUCCUACAGGUCGAUGACGAGGCUUUCGACAAAGUACCCGACAGAGACUCCACGGCAUCCCGUUUUGUACAAGCUCUCGACAGUCAAAUCUCGUACGUUCUCGCAGACGGAGCGAACUUUACCGCGGUUACACCUAGUCUCGCUGUCGAGGCGCUAAAUAUCCCUCCAAACUCCCUAGAUGAAGGUGUGGGAUUCGUUGUCAUCGAGGGAGAGUCUACGGAUGGCGUCCUGAAGAAUGAUAGUGUCAGUGUUUACUACUCUGUCUCUGAUUACCCUGCAGAGAAAGUGGAAUCGUCCAUUCAUCUUCUGAUGAGAUAUUACUCAAACAUCCAACAGGUGGCUGCUAGUCCGGUACCCAUUAGCUUCACCGUGUAUCAAACCAGCAAGUUGUUUAGCUCGAAGCUGAUUGCUGAUGCCGAGUCCAAUGGUUCCCGUCGGUUUGUGGAUAGUGCAAUCAUUUCUGCUACGGUGGUUGGUGUCCAUGUCGAGAACCUACCAGAAGACAAUCCGGUGGUUGUUACCUUUGGUCAAAAUCCAGUGAUGGAAGGGACGGUGCAGUGCGUUUUCUGGGAUAACGAACUCCAAGAUGGCGUCGGGGAUUGGUCACCAGAGGGCUGCAGACUAGUGACCUCAAUCAGCGGGAGGACUGAGUGUCACUGUGAUCAUGCUACCAGCUUUGCAGUACUCGUGGACAUUCACGGCCAAAAGUACUCGAGCCUAGCUCUGGAUAUCAUCAGUAAGAUUGGAUGUGCUGUGUCCAUUGCUUCCCUUGUUUUCACCAUCAUCAUAUACCUCGCCAUCAAGUCCUUGCGAGAGAAGACACCAAGUCGCAUCUUAGUUUGCUUCUCUUUCUCUCUGCUCUGUCUCUAUCUGGUCUUCCUGGUUGGUAUUGAGCAGACAUCGUCUCGCAUAGGUUGCAUCAUCGUUGCUGUGUUGAUGCACUAUUUCACUCUUAGCUCCAUGGCAUGGAUGGGAGUCGAGGCAACCAACCUCUAUCUGAAACUCGUUAGAGUCUUCAACUCUAACGUGGAACACUUCAUGGUCAAAGCCUCUAUCGCUGCCUGGGGAAUGCCAAUGAUUGUUGUUGGUGUAAUACUAGCAGUGGAUUACACGGUUUAUGAAAAUGAAAGCAGUUGUUUCUUGAAGCCCGGUGCAGCCUUCUACUACGGUCAGCUGCUCAUGAUCGGUCUGGUCUUCCUCUACAAUGCCUUCAUCUUUGUCCUGAUCGCCCGUCGCUUGACCUGCAAGGCUAAAGUGAUCCAAAGCUCCAACACGAAAGGCAAGCGAAGUCAGAUGGCCAAGCGGCUGCAGAACAUGGCUGCCAUCUCAGUGCUUCUCGGUCUUACCUGGGCCUUCGGUCUCCUCUCAGUCAUCGAGUCUUCCAACUUCGUCUUCCAAAUCCUUUUCUGCGUCUUCAACUCCCUGCAAGGUCUGUUCAUCUUCCUGUUGUUCGUCGUCCGACAGGAUAACGUGCGAGGCAAGGUCCUCGGAUGCUUUCACAAGACACCGGCGACAAGUGGAUCCUUCUCACCAUCCGUAUCAAACACCAAGUUCAAAUCACAGUCGCGUUUGACUGAUGUCGGUGAUGGGGGUAAUGGGAUAGAGGGGUAUGUCCCUGGUAAAGCUACAGAUCCACAGAAGAAAGAUGGGAUGAAAGAGGAAGAAGAGAAUGUGUAUGAUAACCAGGCCAUAGAACAACUUGAAAUGAACGAUAUUGGAGAGGGUGAGGAAAAUGCCUCUGAUAACGAGGCUAUUGUUCAGCUGCAGAUGGAUGAGAUGGUAGAGAGUGGAGUGAAAGGGGAUCAUAACGAGGCUAUGGAUUAUACGAAGAUUGAUGAUACGAAGAUGGAUGAGAUUGAAUUGAAAGAAGAGAAUGUGUGUGAUACCCAGGCCAUGGCAAACAGGCUGUAAAUCAACAAACAAGGAAUUCUAUUUAUCUGGGGAAAAGAAAACUUGUAGAAUUACCAAGCUAAUGCUCAAAUGAAGACGGGGCGUUGAUACACUUGAAGAAAACAAAAAUCUUAGUUUCUUUCCAAAUACUAUCGAUAACUGAUGUUAAAGUGUUUACUGUAACAAAUUGAUUACUCCAUCUCAAAACAUGUCACGGAUGUCGUGGAUGACAUAUGAAAU